UUUAGAUCGGGCACUAGUGAAAGCAGGCUGGAAAGGCUGGUUUAUCCAACUAUUCAGACACGGCCCUGUAGUUCCCGUAUAUGAUGAAGACUAAAACCUAAACCGAAACUAAACACUAGCUACGGUUAUACGCGGCUAAGAUUAACAAUACGGGAACUUCAAUAGGCGUUAAAGCACAGUGGGAGGAGAGAAGCUCAGUCGACCUGUAAUUCCCCUAUAUGAUGAAACCGAAACUGAACUUUAGUUAAGGUGUAGGAGGUGAACACACUUCUGGAGGCAUAAACGCGCUGGUUCGGAGCCCAUAAUGGCCACAUCCGUGACUGCCGCUGCUCAUGGAGUUCGGGUGGUGACCCACAUUAUCCCUCUGGACACCACUGGGCCUCCAUGUCCCAGUGAGAACAAAGAGAGCCAGAUGAAGUCAAGCUUGCCUUACAUGACCAGGAUGUUCCUGAAAGUGGAGCCCGUGGCCCUGGGGACUCUGCAGGUGUUCAUUGGGCUUGUGAUGAUUGCUGUGGGAAUAGCUACUUUGGUCGCAGGUACGCAACAUGGAGAAGUCCCACUGGGUCUUGGAAUAUCGUGUAUCAUCUGUGGAUCUGUAACUCUGGCUGCACACAAGGGAACCUCUCUUCCACUUAUUAAAAGCACUUUGGCCCUGAACAUCAUUGGCACGCUGCUGUCCAUUUCAGGCAUCUGCUACUUCUGCGUUGAGCUUGCCAUCAGACCUGAUCUGGAUGAUUGCAGUACAUAUGAUGGCUACUGGGAUUGCUGGUAUAUGGCACAGCGAUUCACUACUAUAAUGGACGGACUGAAUGGUUUGCUGUUAGUUUUUUCUGUGUUGGAGGUGUGUGUCUGUAUCACACUUGUCGUCUUUUCCUGCAAAGCCGGCUGUCCAGCCUCUGAGACCAAAAUGGUGGUGAAGGUGCAGACAUCUGACCAGCUGUGCCACAGCAGCCAUGAGGCUCUUUUGACUGGAGAGGAUGUGGGUGCUUGUGAUCACCCUCCAGCCUAUGAACCCUAAAUGGGCACUUUUAUUUUUUUUUCACCCACUAUAUACCAAGCAAAGUAACUAGACUACUUCACUAGCGUUAUAGCAUCUGAACUGAUUUAAUAGCUUCUCUUAUUUUACUCAUUCUUUUUUGCCACAGUAACUUUUAAGUAUGUACAGUAUAGUAAGUCUUCAGCAGUUUAAUUUCACUUACCCAACUUACCCACUUACCCAAAAACAGCUUUUCACAGUGGCCUUGUGUAGUGUGGAGAUCUUUAUUGUUUCUUGUGUAGCUUGUGUUCACUGUAAAUAAAAUCCGAAGUGCA
Molecule: messenger RNA, 1311 nt
Organism: Colossoma macropomum (tambaqui)
Lineage: Eukaryota; Metazoa; Chordata; Actinopteri; Characiformes; Serrasalmidae
Exons: 8
Coding region: 305-1018 (237 amino acids)
Cellular component (GO): membrane
Source: RefSeq, a predicted model, not a curated record